CAAUGAUCGUAUGAGUGAGGUGGAGAAGCGACUUGAAGAGUCAGAGGAACAUCGUCGUAGACAAGACAAAUUAUUAAAUAAACUCCUCCAAAUAGUCCAAAGCCAAAGUGGUGUUGUGGGCACCUCACAUGCAUCUGGUUCAGGUGUUGGGGGAGCAUCCAACGAACCAGCUUUUGCUGCUGUUACCUCAGUUCUAGGAGCAACACCUACUGCCAGGGCCUCUGCUCCACCAACUGGCAGGGCCUCUACUCCACCAAAUGCCAGGGCCUCUGCUCCACCAGCUCCCAAGGCCUCUGCUCCACCAGCUCCCAAGGCCACUAUUCCAACACCUCCACUUGUUGCCCCACCAGCCACACCUUGUGCAGCUGCUCCACCAGCACCAUCUCCGGUUACUUCUGAUAAUAGAUUGAGGUGUGAUAUGUACGUGAUUGAUCCCAAAGAAAAAGAUCCGGUCUUAGUUGCAUCAGGUUAUGUGAAACUUGAAAAGGCAGACAAAGAAGGCAAUAUUAUAAUACAUGGAGUUAAAAAGAAGUUUGAUGAUUUCAAACGUGUCUUUAUUGAGAAGGUGGUUGAAGAAAAUGCCAUUCUACCAUGCCCUAUAGAACAUGAAGGCUUCGACAUAGUUGGUUUAGCUGUAAACAAUUUUGUAGCUUGGCCAAAGAACCUAAUCAACAUACAUCCAGAUGAUUUAGCGAAGAUGAAAGGAAAGAAGAAAGUUUCAAGAGAUCAUUUGGCUCCACCGACUCAGCCACCGAUAAACCCAAAGGGGCCUAAUAAACAGUCUGUCAAACGGUACAUUCCCCCUGCAAAGACACAAUUAUUGUCUGGACUUUCAGAGAUUGUGAAGAAUUGGCCUGCUAAGAAAUCAAAGAGAUACUAUAUUAAACCGGAAGUGUUCGGAGGAGAAGGCCAAGAGUGUUGGAUCAGCGCUGACGAGGUGGAAGAUGUGUGCGAGCUCCAUAUGAUUGGAAAUACUGUUAUGUCUCUUUGGUGCAGUUAUUUGCAAGAACACACACUUAAUCUUGGUGGGUUGAGGAAUACAUAUGCAUUUAAUAAUCCUGCUUCAGUAUCAACUGAAGCUGGUAAACUCAAACAACGUUCAGAGAAUCUAUGUCAGCGAAUGAUGGGUAUGCAACCUGAACAAUGGUUGAUAUGUCCGUGGAAUUCAGGUUCAAGUUAGACGCUCCCUAUAGUAACGAGGAGAUCAAUGCCGUACGGGAUGAGUUGGCCGAAUUUGUGAAGCCAUUGAUUAUAGAUUAAGUACUUAAGGUUACUACACUUUUGAUAUAAUACAUGAGUAACAAGUUUUAUGAUUAUUGUUAUCUUUUGCAUAUAUUAUUAGUUUAUAUUUAGUUUACGAUAUUCAUGGAAUUUAAGUUUUAGAAUCGAUUUUAUUAACAAUUUUGGUAUUGUGUGAUUAGUUAAUAGAAUCGAUUACUAAUUUAAUAUAAGUUUUAAAAAUGUUAUUUUAAUUUUUUUUGUAUUA
This is a messenger RNA of Cannabis sativa, 1486 nucleotides long. RefSeq lists its product as uncharacterized. The record is from RefSeq and is a predicted model, not a curated record. NCBI's taxonomy places the organism in Eukaryota, Viridiplantae, Streptophyta, Magnoliopsida, Rosales, Cannabaceae. The transcript is spliced from 5 exons. Bases 11 to 1180 code for a protein of 389 amino acids.